Molecule: messenger RNA, 1218 nt
Organism: Paramecium octaurelia
Lineage: Eukaryota; Ciliophora; Oligohymenophorea; Peniculida; Parameciidae
Source: the annotation of a GenBank genome assembly
AUGUAUAAGGUUAUAUUAUUAUGUUCACUUGUAAUAUUUGCAAGUAGUAUGAGUGAGAGUGAAACACUGUUGUAAACACUUCAAACCAGUGAAUUUGGAAAGACAAUUAUCCAAACCAUAUAAGUUCAAUUGGAAGGUAAUAGCAGUGUGGACAAAAUAAUUGAACUGCUCACUUAAAUGAAGGAGAGGAUUAAUGGAGAAUAAGAUGUCGAAAGAUAGAAAUCAAGAGAUCACACAUAAUUCUGUGAUGACAAAUACGAUGAGAUAUUAUUCGUUAUAGAUUCAUCUGAAUAUUAAUUAGCCAAAGAUUAAUAAACAUUGCCACUAUUCAUUUAAGAAUAGAAAAAUAAAUAGAGAUAGUUGUUGGAUAAAUAAGAAAUUGAAGAUAGAAACAACUAACGCAUUGCUGAAUUAACAGAGUAAAGAGAUUUAACUAGAGUAUUAAAUACAUGAUAAAUUAACUUAGUCACAAUAUGAAGCAAGAAGAGAUGAAUUGACUACAAUGAUAGGAGCUUUGUAAGAAGGCAAAAGAAUAAUUAGUAAAUUGAGCACGAAAAAGUGGGAUCCUUUGGCUGGAACUUACUCCUUCCUUGAAUUUUCAUAAUUUAUGUUCAAUGAAUUGGAAGCACAUUAAAAGUCUUUAAAAAAAUAAUCAAAUGGAAUCGGAUUAUUAUACGAAUUGCUUUUGGAGACUUCGCAGUAAAAUGUUAAUUGUGAUUCAUUAGAGAUCCAGGAAUAUAGGCAAAUUAACAGGGAGUUGCAAAGAUUUAAGAGAUAAUUGAUGAAUUGAUUGAGAGCAUAUUUGAUCUUUUGAAGAAAGAACUAUUGGAAGAUAAUGCAAGAGAAUAAGACUAUUAGAAUUAAAAGGAAAGAAUAGUUAUUUAGAACAGAAGAUUGUAAGCAACUAUUGCAACAUUCAAAGCAAGAGUCUUAAUAAUUAAUCAAACCAUACUUGAAUUGAAUAACGAUAUUAGAUUCAAUACUGAUGUAAUGCAAUUGAUUAAAUGUAGAAAUCUACUCUUCUGAGAAAAUAAAAGGAUGAUUGGGAGAGAACUUGCGUUGAUUAUCACAAUGGCUAUGUGGAAGCUACUAAGAUUAGGUAUUUUGUACCUUGUAAACCCUAGAACUUAAUAAAGUGACAUCCUAACAGAAGUUAUCCAAGUAUUUAAUAGAAACUACAACGAUUUCCCAAGUUUAAUUUAGAAUAUAACAGUUUGA